AUGCCCUUGUCUGAAGGCAAUUUUGCAAGUGCCACCGCUAUAACCAUGGGCAACAUAGCAAGGCCAGGCUGCCUUACACAGUGCGGGAACUUGACAGUUCAGUACCCUUUCGGCAUAGGCAAAGGCUGUUCCUUGGACGAGUCAUUUGAACUGACCUGCAACUUGACUUAUAAACCCCCUAAGCUUUUUAUAGGGUCGGGAAACAUUGAAAUCUACAGCAUAUCAGAUUCCGAGAUGAGAAUUUACAAUCGAGUUGCUUACAAGUGCUACAACGCAUCUGGGAAUGUAACUGAUGAACUUGAUGCGUGGACCAACUUGGAGACCACCCCUUUCACUUUUUCACAGAAGAACAAGUUCACUGUCAUUGGAUGCGAUGAUUUUGCUUUGAUCGGAGGAACAAAUGGAGCCGAGUUCACUAGUGGCUGUUUGGGAGCAUGCAGCAACGCAAAUGACGUCCCUGCUGAUGGGUACUGCUCCGGAAUUGGCUGUUGCCAGACAGCAAUACCAAAGGGUCUCAAAUUUUACCAAACUACAGUCCUAACCAUUGAUAACCAUACAGCAGUUCAGUCGUUCAAUCCUUGUGGUUUAGCAUUUCUUGGUGAGGAAGACAGCUUUCAGUUUGGUGGUGCACAUGAUUUGUAUAAUGCUACAGAGUUUUAUGAUAGGACAAUUGCAAGUGUCCCGGUGGUGGUCGAUUGGGUGAUUGGAGGCAACUGGAGUUGCGCACAGGCUAGUACUGAAUGCAAGGGAAAUAGCGUCUGUAGUGAUGCAGAUAUUGGUGGGUAUCGUUGCAGCUGCAACAAAGGUUACGAGGGCAAUCCUUAUCUUGAUCCAGGAUGCCAAGGGAGUUACAACUAUACAUGUUUGCCAGGAAACACUGGUGAUGCAAGAACAGUAGAUGGCUGUCGACCUGUUGCUAAAAAUUCAAAAUUCCCAGCUAUGGUAUUUUGCUUAGCUCUGGUGUUUGGCUUCGUGGCCAUGUUAUCUGGGAUAACUGGGAUUUGCUUAGGCAUAAGGAAGAGGAAACUAAUCAAGCUACGAGAAAAGUUUUUUGAGCAAAAUGGUGGUGUGUUUCUGAAACAAAAGCUCAAGGCACCCGGGGCUAGUGAUAACGUGACAAUAUUUAGUACUCAACAGCUCAGAAAAGCAACUGAUAACUAUUCCGAGGAGCGGAUUGUUGGGCGUGGUGGUUAUGUUGUAGUGUAUAAAGGAAUCUUGCAGGAUGAACGUGUUGUUGCAAUAAAGAAGUCUAAACUAGUGGAUGGGACCCAAGCAGAGCAAUUCAUCAAUGAAGUCUUGAUCCUUACACAAGUCAUCCAUAGAAAUGUGGUUAAGCUGUUAGGCUUUUGUUUGGAAGAGGAGGUACCAAUACUAGUUUAUGAGUUCAUCUCGAAUAACACACUUUUCUAUCACAUUCAUCAUGGAUCAGGUGGAGUGAGUUGGUUAUCAUGGGAGAAUAGAUUGAGAGUUGCUGCUGAAGCUGCCUUUGGUGUGGUCCUUGCGGAACUUAUAACUGGGCAAAAACCCCUUUCUCCAGAUAGAAUUAAUGUGGAAAAAAAUUUAGCAACACACUUUCUCAAUUCAGUGAAAGAAAACCGUUUCCUUCAGAUUGUUGAACCGAGAGUACUACGCGAAGCGACUGUUGAGCAGUUACAAGCAGUACGUGAGCUCACAAGGAGAUGCCUUCACUUAGUAGGAGAAAAUAGACCAACUAUGAAAGAGGUGGCAAUGAUGCUAGAGGGUUUUAGGAAGUUCACAACUCAUCCUUGGGUUCAUCAAGAAACAAGCGAAUCGAGAAGCUUAAUCCUAGAAGUCAAGCAAUCUGAUGUUUAUAGUGUCCUGCAAAAUCCCAUAUAG
Messenger RNA from Lactuca virosa, 1857 nucleotides. NCBI's taxonomy places the organism in Eukaryota, Viridiplantae, Streptophyta, Magnoliopsida, Asterales, Asteraceae. The record is from the annotation of a GenBank genome assembly.